AUGUCAGCAUCUGCUUCCGUUGAUCCAGAAACACCUACUUCUGCCACCCCUAUUCCUAAUGAAGAAAUAAGCUUGGAUGAGAAUCCAGUGAAGGAAGAAGAUAAACAAGAACAAAAUGGUAAGCCGAUUGAUGUAGAAAAGGCUAAGAGCACAUUUCAAGAGAAGGCAAAAAAUUAUUUAAUUGACCAGUCGAGUCACAUUGUGAUUCCAUCUUUCGCCAAGUGGUUCAAUAUGAAUGAUGUUCAUAGCAUAGAAAAGAAACUGUUUCCCGAUUUUUUUCCAGUUAAAGAAGGCGACGAAUAUAGGUCUAUUUACAAGACCAAGGAAAUCUAUAAGAACAUGAGAGACUUCAUGAUUAACUCGUAUAGAAUUAAUCCUUUGGAGUAUUUGACUGUUACCGCCAUUCGUCGUAAUUUGGCAGGGGAUGUCUCAAGUAUAAUCAGAAUCCAUCAUUUCUUAGAAAAAUGGGGUUUGAUUAAUUAUCAGAUUGAUCCAAGAACUAAAUCCACAGUAGUUGGACCUCAAUAUACUGGUCACUUCCAGGUUACAUUGGACACGCCAAAAGGGUUGGUUCCAUUUAUUCCUGAUAAUAUCGAAGUCAUUGAUUCUGCGAAAGACUUACCUUCACCACCAAAUUCAGUUGAAAACGAAAGCGCCAAUGAAAAUGAUCAAGCAGACUACGAGAAGGAUCAAAAUAUUAAGGUUAAACAAGAAAUCCCAAUAAACAUGGAAGUUAGACGUAAUAUAUAUACUAACUCCAAUGACGUGUCGAAAAAUAUUAAUACUCAAAACAUGAUCCAAUACUUCUGCAACACUUGUGGUAAGGAUACAAGUGAAGUAAGAUACCACAAUUUAAAAAGCAAGUCCUAUUCGGCCAACCCUAAUUCAAAUAUAAACAAUGCUUCUGUGUUGUGUAGUACAUGCUUUGAUCAAGGAUUAUUCCCUCUGAAUUUCCAAUCAUCCGAUUUCAUCAAGUUACAAAAAAAUAAGGACAAUAUAGAAUGGUCAGAACAAGAAAUUUUAUUGUUGUUGGAAGGUAUUGAAAUGUUCGGAACUUUUGAUGCCAGUUCAAAUAAUGCAAACGUUUCAUUGAAUUCUAAUGCAAAUGGUCAGUGGGAUAAAAUUGCGGAAUUUAUUGGCACGAAAACAAAGGAACAGUGUUUGAUCAAAUUUAUACAAUUGCCAAUUGAAGAUAGAUACUUAAACAAAUUAAUACACUCCAAUAGAAAGGAUGACUCUUUCAAUCAAGAAAAGCUUGUCCAAGACAUUGUGAGUCAAAUAAUCUCAAACAAAUCAGGACAAGCUUUAGUGAGAGAAAAUUCAUUGAAAAGUUUAAAUGAAUCGAUAACUGAACAGUCGAAUUUAAUAAACCAAAUUACAGAAUUGACUUUAGAAAAGUUCCAAACCAAGGUGAAUAAUUUGAAUAACUUAGAGUCAAAUUUAAUUGAAAUCGAAAAUUCAUUAAACUUAGAAAGAAAGCAAUUAUUGAUCGAAAGAUGGUCGAACUUUGAAAAAAUUAAUAAAUUCAAGAAAUCUCAAGAGAACUUGAGUCCAGAAUUGAAUAGCUUACUUGAUGAUUUGUUGACGCCAAUAAAUGUGAAUGAAAUCAAUAAAUCGUUUAAUAAUAAUUUCAAGUUGAAUAAUGAUUCAAACAAAAUGGAUGUUGAUAGCUCUAAUAAUUUGUUAAACAGUAUUGAUAAUGAUAGCAUCCCGGUAAGUAUUGCCAAACCGAAGAAUUAUCAAUUCUGGUCUGGUUAA
Debaryomyces fabryi is the source of this 1758-nucleotide messenger RNA. RefSeq lists its product as uncharacterized. Bases 1 to 1758 code for a protein of 585 amino acids. The transcript has a single exon. Gene Ontology annotation, molecular function: DNA binding; histone binding. The record is from RefSeq and is a predicted model, not a curated record. Gene Ontology annotation, biological process: positive regulation of DNA-templated transcription. Gene Ontology annotation, cellular component: SWI/SNF complex. Lineage: Eukaryota; Fungi; Ascomycota; Pichiomycetes; Serinales; Debaryomycetaceae.